Molecule: messenger RNA, 1476 nt
Organism: Torulaspora delbrueckii
Lineage: Eukaryota; Fungi; Ascomycota; Saccharomycetes; Saccharomycetales; Saccharomycetaceae
Gene: MET7
Product: tetrahydrofolate synthase
Exons: 1
Coding region: 1-1476 (491 amino acids)
Biological process (GO): tetrahydrofolylpolyglutamate biosynthetic process
Cellular component (GO): mitochondrion; cytoplasm; cytosol
Molecular function (GO): ATP binding; tetrahydrofolylpolyglutamate synthase activity
Source: RefSeq, a predicted model, not a curated record
AUGAGAUUGAGUUUGCCGUUGAGAAUGUCCGCUAAAAGUUACCAGGAUGCUGUUACUGCGCUGAACACGUUGCAGUCGAAUUACGCAAAUAUCAUGGCUAUUAGAGAGUCUGGAGACCGUAAGAAUCAGAUGAACAUUUGGGAAAUGCAGGAGUGGUCUCGCAGGAUUGGUUACAAAGUUCGUGAUUUUAAUAGGCUUAAUGUUAUCCAUAUUACUGGGACCAAGGGAAAGGGCUCAACUGCAGCUUUCACAUCGUCGAUUUUGGGCAAGUAUAGGGACAGGAUUCCCAAAGUUGGUCUCUACACUUCUCCACAUUUGAGAUCAGUCAGGGAGCGUAUUAGAAUUAAUGAUGAUCCGAUCUCUGAAGAUAAAUUCACGAAGUAUUUUUUUGAAGUUUGGGAUAAGUUAGAUGAGACCUCUUCACCUCUGGAUAAAUUCCCACAUAUGACUCCCGGGAGCAAACCUGGCUAUUUCAAAUAUCUGACUUUAUUGUCGUUCCACAUUUUCAUGCAAGAAGGUUGCAGUUGUUGUGUCUACGAGGUUGGAGUUGGUGGAGAAUUCGAUAGCACGAAUAUAAUAGAGAAACCAACUGUUUGUGGGAUUACUAGACUGGGAAUCGAUCACACUUUCAUGCUUGGCGACACUAUAGAGGAGAUCGCGUGGAAUAAAGGUGGCAUACUGAAGAUGGGCUCUCCAGCUUAUACUAUCCCAAAUCAGCCUGUCGCAGGUUACAAGGUUUUGCAAGAGAGGGCAGCUGAACGUAAGACAACUUUGAAGACGACACCAAUUUUUGACGAGCUGAAGACGAUUCAAUUGGGCAUCGCUGGUGAUUUUCAGAUCGUCAAUGCAUCCCUCGCAGUGAGCCUGGCCUCUCAAUCUCUGACGUCAAUGGGUCUACUUGAGAAGCCUGUGGCUCUGGAAAGAGACGCAAAUAUCCCAAAUCAAUUCAUAGACGGUCUAAUCAACACAAGGUGGGAAGGCAGGUGCCAAACGCUAAAGAGAGGCGACUCAACUUGGUAUAUUGAUGGUGCCCACACCAAGGAUAGUAUUGAAGCAGCGUCUGCUUGGUUCAAACAGGUGACUUCGAAAUCUAAGAACAAGAAAGUCCUGCUUUUCAACCAGCAAAGUAGAGACGCCGACGCCCUCAUCAACAAUUUACAUCAAGUACUCGAUCCAGAAGUGAAGUUUGAUACAGUUGUAUUCACUACCAACGUCACAUGGAAUUCUGGCUCCUACAGCGCAGAUCUUGUUUCAAUGAACACAUCGAAAGAUCAAGUAGAAAAGUUAGUUGUCCAAAAGGCACUGGCUGCCCACUGGAAUAAACUUAACCAUCAGGUGGGGAACGUUCAUGUGACACCUGAUAUCGAAACUUCAUAUGAACUUCUUAAAGAGUUCAAGGGCCCAGUCGAUAUUUUCGUUGUUGGGUCGCUUCACCUAGUAGGUGGAUUACUUGUUGUACUCGACAAUCGUACCUAA